ACGAAUCGUUAAAGAUGUGUGGAUUUGGAGAUUUCUUAUCAUUCCAUGUCUGUCUCUUACCAAACAUUUGGAGGCUUUUCUUUGUGCUGAGCGUCUUAUUUCCCCACAACCACAGCUCAUUAUUGGAAUGUUCACCCACCUGCGUGUGCUCACCCAGCGACAUCUACUGCAAUAUGGCAGAAAGCACCCUGUGGCCCUUCCAGGGCACUGAGAGCUUUGACAACGACACUGAGAGCCUCCAAAAGCUAUUCCAGAACAUCACUUCCAUACAUUUUGACAACUGGACCGGUGCUCGGACGUUAGAGGAUGUUCACAUGGAGAUGUUCACUGGCUUGCAGAGGCUAAGUGUGACCAGCAGCAGCCUGCAGACAGUCCAGCCAAGUGAUUUCUUCAACAACCCACAACUGAGCUACAUAAACCUGUCCAAGAACCCCAUGUUGACGACUUUGUCCUGGAAGAGCUUUGAAAACGUGCAACUCAUUGAACUACAUUUAGAAGAUAUGACCUUUGAUUGUGGCUGUGAGAUCCGCUGGCUGCAGUUAUGGCAGCAAAGAGAUGCUAUGGGGCUAAGUAGCCAACAGUUAUAUUGUUCCAACAGCUCCCAGAAGAUACUUCUGCAAGAAAUGAACAUAAGCAAUUGUGACCUUCCAGAAAUUACCAUGAGCCACAGCGUCCUUACAGUGAAAGAGGGCGAAAGUGUAGCAGCAACAUGUAAUGGCUCUGGAUCCCCAUUACCUGAGGUUGACUGGCCCAUUAGCGGCUUGCACACUUUAACAUUACAAGAGGCCAGAAUCUACGACAACAGCACCGUUCGUUCUAUAAACGUCACUUUGGUAAACGUAAGCAGAGAUGACAACCUUUCCCUUCUGAACUGCACAGCCACCAACGUUGUAGGCACAACCAACGCUUCCAUUCAGCUUAUUGUCCACUUUUGUCCUUCCAUUAUACAUCUAAAGGAGCCAGAGAUUCGCCAUGAUAUAUGCAUAGUAUUCACUGUAAGAGGUUCACCCGAGCCAACAUUAAGAUGGUUCUACAACAACAAGGAAAUAUCCUAUACAAAGUAUGUGUAUCCACAUAUGGAAUUUUACAAUGACUACAUAGAGGGAUGCCUUAUAUUCAAAAACCCAACUCAUCACAACAAUGGCAACUAUACACUGCAGGCUACAAACUACCUGGGUGUGGUCACCAGCACUGUUUAUGGACACUUCCUUGACAAGCCUUUUGAAGUAACCCCAACAACAGAGACUCCUGCCCAACAUGACGAUACCUUUUGGGUUUCUAUAGCAGUCGGACUUGCAGGCUUUGCUUGCGUCAUGCUGCUGGUUAUCUUCCUCUUCAAUAAGUAUGGCCCAAAUUCCAAGUUAGCCAUCAAAGGUCCAGGUGAGGAAGACUCUAACAGCCCACUUCACCAUGUCAAUCAUGGGAUUAUGAGCCCGUGUACACUGGAUGGUGGACUUGAUGCUUUGAUGAUUGGAAUGAACAGGAUUCCUAUUAUAGAGAAUCCACAAUACUUCAAACAUGGACACAACUGCAGUAAACCCACCGCAUUUGUUCACCAUAUAAAACGGAGGGACAUUAUUUUACAGAGGGAGCUUGGAGAAGGAGCAUUUGGCAAAGUCUUCCUUGCUGAAUGUUACAAUCUGAGCCCCACUAAGGACAAAAUGCUUGUGGCUGUAAAGACUCUGAAAGAUUCCAUGCUAUCAGCCAGGCAAGACUUCCAACGGGAAGCUGAACUGCUGACCAAUCUCCAACAUGAACAUAUCGUCAAGUUUUAUGGAGUAUGCGCUGAAGGAGAUCCACUCAUCAUGGUCUUCGAGUAUAUGAAACAUGGGGAUCUGAAUAAAUUUCUCAGAGCCCAUGGGCCAGAUGCCAUGAUCCUGGUGGAAGGACAGCCCCUGCAGACUAAUGGGGAGUUGGGUCUGUCCCAGAAGCUUCACAUCGCCAGUCAAAUCGCAGCAGGAAUUAUCUACCUUGCAUCGCAACACUUUGUGCAUCGAGAUUUGGCUACAAGAAACUGUCUGGUGGGGAAUGGCCUACAGGUGAAAAUAGGAGACUUUGGCAUGUCAAGAGACAUUUACAGCACAGAUUAUUACAGGGUGGGAGGUCACACCAUGCUGCCCAUUCGAUGGAUGCCCCCAGAGAGUAUCAUGUACAGGAAGUUCACCACUGAGAGUGACGUGUGGAGCUUUGGCGUUAUUCUGUGGGAAAUAUUCACUCAUGGCAAACAACCGUGGUUCCAGCUGGCCAACAAUGAGGUGAUUGAAUGCAUAACUCAAGGCAAGGUUCUGGAGCAUCCAAAGCUCUGUCCCAAAGAAGUCUAUGACGUGAUGCUUGGCUGCUGGCAGAGAGAACCACAACAGCGUCUUCACAUGAAGGACAUUCAGAAGACUCUGUUAUUGCUAAUGAAGGCCACGCCCGUUUAUCUGGACAUACUUGGUUAGAAACAGAAGCACAUGAAGAGGAAUGAGAGUACAAGUGUACUGUGUAUUGUGACAACACACUUUAGACAAAGAACUGGUUGGUUUUCAUGAUAUCACACAUUGUGUACUAACACUUUUAAUUGGAGUUCAGUUUGCUAGGAAAAGAUGUUUAGCUGCCAUCUCAUACUCAAACUUUUCUUUUGAUAAGUUCGUAAUAAUAAUGGAUUGGACGCUUUUGUUUUUACUCCCAUCUUUCAGGAGUGAAUCUCAGAGAUCUUAACUUUGUGUGGUCACAAAUUGGAGCAGUACAGUCACAUGAACAAAGCGACUGUGAAGGGGCUCCAACUUACACAGGCUUUAUGGUUACUGGUUAAGACUGAAGGGGCUCCAACUUACACAGGCUUUAUGGUUACUGGUUAAGACUGUGAAGGGGCUCCAACUUACACAGGCUUUAUGGUUACUGGUUAAGACUGUGAAGGGGCUCCAACUUACACAGGCUUUAUGGUUACUGGUUAAGACUGUGAAGGCGCUCCAACUUACACAGGCUUUAUGGUUACUGGUUAAGACUGAAGGGGCUCCAACUUACACAGGCUUUAUGGUUACUGGUUAAGACUGAAGGGGCUCCUACUUACACAGGCUUUAUGGUUACUGGGCAAGACUGUGAAGGGGAUCCAAUUUACACAGGCUUUAUGGUUACUGGUUAAGACUGUGAAUGGGCUCCAACUUACAAAGGCUUUAUGGUUACUGGUUAAGACUGAAGGGGCUCCAACUUACACAGGCUUUAUGGUUACUGGUUAAGACUGUGAAGGCGCUCCAACUUACACAGGCUUUAUGGUUACUGGUUAAGACUGUGAAUGGGCUCCAACUUACACAGGCUUUAUGGUUACUGGUUAAGACUGUGAAGGGGCUCCAACUUACACAGGCUUUAUGGUUACUGGUUAAGACUGUGAAGGGGCUCCAACUUACACAGGCUUUAUGGUUACUGGUUAAUACUGUGAUGGGGCUCCAACUUACACAGGCUUUAUGGUUACUGGUUAAGACUGAAGGGGCUCCUACUUACACAGGCUUUAUGGUUACUGGUUAAGACUGAAGGGGCUCCAAUUUACACAGGCUUUAUGGUUACUGGUUAAGACUGUGAUGGGGCUCCAACUUAUACAGGCUUUAUGGUUACUGGUUAAGACUGUGAAGGGGCUCCAACUUACACAGGCUUUAUGGUUACUGGGCAAGCCAAUAUUACAGGAGGAGAACAAGAUGAUUCAGUCCAUGACCAGCUUUCUGCAAUCAAAGUGGGUGGGUGUCUAACAAGCUGCUUGGCUGAAACGACAUCACACCGGUCAGAUCAUGAAGUUACAUUAAAAAUGAAGGUGGUAUUGCUGAGGCAGAGAAGCAAGGAACAAACCUUUUACAAACACACAAUGCUGGCAUAGCCAAGAAAGCAACGUAAAGAAGCAGGAAAGAAGAAAUGAUUAUUAAUUAUUUAAUCGUGGAACCCAAAGUACUUGUUGUCAAAGAUAUCAAUAAACUGAACAAAUAUUGAAGAUGACAUCAUCUCGACUACAAAGAACUGAAAGACAAAGACUUGAUGCAGCUUGAAGUCCACUCUAGUCCGACUCAUUCACAAUGUUUACUUCAGUGUUUGUUUGAAAUGUCUUUGUUUUUCUUAUCUUUAUUCAGUUAUUCAUUUUCUAUCAUUCUUUACAAUGUAGUUAGUUGAACAAUCCACUGUACAAUCUGUAAAUGAGCCAGAUUAUAGCAUAGUAUCAGUAUAGCAUUUCCAUCUUUAGUUCCUCCUGGGAGCAAGGUGACGGACGUGUCUUGUCCAAGGGCAUAACGGCAGUGACUAGGAGGGCUGAAGCUGAAUUCAUACCAGGAACCCUCAAGUUUCUGGACGACCGUCGGAGCACACCGCCCCAUUUUAUUUUUCUUCUUCUAUUUAAUAACUUUCCUAUUUUAAUCAAACAUACAGUGUACUGUAUUUUUCAUUAGGAUUGUCCCGAUUUAACCUUUUUCACUGCCAGUUCAAUAACAAUAUUGGAGCUUAGAGUAUUUGCAGAUACCGAUAUUAAUCCAAUAGGCUAUCAGCAUGACUUACACACAAUUGUAUUAUUUUGUUGUGUGAAAUGUUACUGUAGAAAAGGUUUGAUCAAGUCAAACAGAGAACAAUGGUAUGUAAGCUUAUUUAUUAUUAACUGUCUAUCAUGAACUUAUCCUGUGUUUCAGUUAGAGUAUAGAGGUAACACCUACAGUAGUUGUUUCAAUAAUCAAUUGUUAAGUUUAGCUCAUGGCACAAUAAGUUGAAUGAUGCGGACACGUUUGUUACUAGAUGCUUUCUAUGACAUUUCUGCCUUGGAAACUUUGUAUGUAUGCAACUAUAAUUAUUAGAUACUUGUUUAUAUUGACAAAUGUGCUGUUUUAGCAAUAUUGUUCAUUUAAGGACACUUAUUACAUAUGUCUGGCUUGUGUGAUGUUGUGUGCUUAGCUGUUGUGUAGCUGCUAUUUUCUCGUAGCCUAUUGCCGACCAUAUUUACACAGUAAACACUAAC
Molecule: messenger RNA, 4963 nt
Organism: Nerophis lumbriciformis (worm pipefish)
Lineage: Eukaryota; Metazoa; Chordata; Actinopteri; Syngnathiformes; Syngnathidae
Product: NT-3 growth factor receptor-like
Biological process (GO): multicellular organism development; cell surface receptor protein tyrosine kinase signaling pathway; positive regulation of neuron projection development
Cellular component (GO): signaling receptor complex; axon; plasma membrane
Molecular function (GO): ATP binding; neurotrophin binding; transmembrane receptor protein tyrosine kinase activity
Source: RefSeq, a predicted model, not a curated record